UGUUGACAACCACCAAAAAAAAAGGACCUUUGAUCGCAAAUUGUGUUCAGAUUUACGUUCUUGUACUGUUCGAUACAGGCAAGAAAAUAGUUGCCAAGAUGGCGUCAGGGUGACAGAAUGUUGAUCUUCUGCCAAAUUUCGAUGCACGCAAAGGCUUGCUUUUCCAUCUUAAUUCAGGAACGUACUUACUUAAAGACAGUGGAGAUUUUAUACGGCGUACUGUGAGUUUUCAGCAGUGUUGUUCUGAUGUUUGGUGUUUGAUAAUUGAACUUAACGUUACUAAUUAGGGCAUAUAAUUUUAUAUGUACUCUUGGAGUUACGAUCCCAACUACGUCACAAUCACCAUGGGAACCAAUCAGCAGGAAACGAAGAAACAAAAGGUCAAGCUUCCGUCCAAGUACGAGCCAGUGGUCUUCACGCCGUCAGACGAGGAGGACCGUGAGGCCAUGGAGCUGGCGUACGCGCUCAGUCUGCCGCGCAGCCGGGUCGAGUCGAAUGACAGCGUGGAUCUGCGCAACACCACGCACUCCCUCAAGCGGCAGCUACGAAUCAUGUGGUGCAAGAAGGCCCUGGUCGGCCUGGUGGUGGCGCUGUUGAUGGCGGCCGGUGUCACCGUCGCUCUGAUUUUAGUCCUAGGAAAAGAAUCGUCGCAUGCACGCGGUGUAAACUCGACAGUCUCCACGACGAAAAUAUACAGAGAGUGCACGUCGACAGAGUUCACGUGUUGGCCUGGCGAGUGCAUCCCCGAUAGAUGGCGCUGUGACGACCGAGUGGACUGCUCGAACGAGGCAGACGAGAGAAAUUGCGAUAACAUCACGGUCACUCCGCCCCGCUCCUGCCAAGCUUGGAAGGACGAAUUUCAGAUCAAAUGCCCGCCGUCCGGUUGCCCUUUCUACCCCAUCUGCACGCCGACGGGCCACUGGAACCCCGUGCAGUGUACCGUGGACAACGCCAGUUGCUGGUGUGUGGACUGGGCAACGGGCACUACCGUCCCCGGUAGUUUUGUCAAGGAUGCGGAAAAAGAUGGCCGGCCGUUCUGCGAGAUGAAACCCGCUUAGGAGAAAAUAACGGUAGAGUUACUGCAGUGUGCUGAAUGCUAUGGAGGCUGCCACGGAUAUGGGAAGCCGUUAAUCUUGAAUACCGCCCUCUUUUGUCUUGAUUGCAAAGCUUAGUUAGCUGACGUGUGGAAAAAAGAAUUUGAGCCAUUAAAAAUAGAGCCGUACCGUCCUAGUCUCUGUUGCAUGUUUUGCUCGAUGACUUGAAGCUGAAAUCCAAUCACUUCCGAUCGAGAGGGCACACACUAGAUCAGUGGCACAGCACAGGAUGUAGUGCCAUGAAUCAUGCAUACCGCCCUCUGUUGUCCGGAUUGCGUAGCGAAUUUGAUGUUUGUAUAUGAAAAGAUGAAAGCAGAGAACAAUGUGAUGGUCCUGAAGAAAUCUGCAUCUUCAAAUUAGGUUUGUCUGUAGAAGGAUAAUCGAAGCAGCGAUGAAUGAAAAGCCGUUAAUCCUGUGUACUGCCCUCUUUUGUCUCGAUGGUUUGGGGUGAAACCGCUUACAAUUUGUUGCAGUGGUGUUUUAAAAGAAGUACAAUGUACAUGUAUCAAGACCAGAGCCGACAAGCAAGAAGAAUGUGAUGCUGUUAAUUUUUUAUACCGCCCUCUGUAGUCUACACACAGACGGGUACAAAGUUUGGUACGUAAAACGUGACAUGAAACAUUCUUAUGAAAUGUUGUGUGUUGUAGAUUAGCGAAGUGUGCUUGUCAAAAUUAGAUAAAUGUUUUUGCUAAAACGGUACAUAAUUUGCAAUGCUUGCUGGAAAGCACAAAAGCUUAAGCUGUACAGCAUUAUUUAAGGCAUUACUGAGGCCAUUUUGAAGUUAAUUUUAGGUUCUUUUUUUUUUUAGGUAACAUUAAUGUAUCUACUCUAUCAAAU
Molecule: messenger RNA, 1931 nt
Organism: Patiria miniata (bat star)
Lineage: Eukaryota; Metazoa; Echinodermata; Asteroidea; Valvatida; Asterinidae
Exons: 5
Coding region: 303-1058 (251 amino acids)
Molecular function (GO): protein binding
Source: RefSeq, a predicted model, not a curated record